UCAUAGUGUUUCCCCCCAUAUCUGUUAGGAAAGAUGGAUUCAGCAGAAAGAUGAGUGAUAUUGCAUUUUGACUUCUGUUCCUUAACUCUUUGUUUGAAAAUUUGACAGGAAACAUAAGGUGAAAGGGUUAUGAUUAUUAAACUUUAUAAGUUCCCACUAAAAACUUAUAAGAUAACUUAUUAAAAAUGUUUAGUAAAAUUAAUUAUUGAAGUACUAGUAAAUCUAAGGUAACAUGAGAUAUAUGAUGAAUUUUUGGUGUAUUCUAUUUUUGUUGUAUAGACAAACAUGUUAGGUUAUUAUCAUUUUAGAUUAGCCCAAUGGCGUCAUAUUAUUCAUUUAGCAUGUCUUAACUAUAGAGUAGGAUAAAGUUUUGGCUGUUGGUUUUUAUGAUAAAAUAUUUUUUUAAAAGUUAAUAGUGUAAUUAAUACCCAAGAGUUAGUAAAAAGAGAAUAUGUAAUAAUUAAAACAAUAACUAAAAAACUAGUUACAUGUGAACAAUUAAGAGACCUAGGGUAAACAGUAAGUAUAUUAAAAUAUAAAGGAUAUAAGUUGAAGGAAAAAAUAGCUAUAGGCUUAUGUAAUUUAUAUGCUAUUUGAAGUAGUUUAGGGCAGCUAUAAGCUCUUGUAGAAAACUUGUUUACCAAAUACCUUAAUUUGGUCCAUGAAAGUUUAUAAGGUUACAAGUUAGACUGGAAGAAUCAACAUGAAUAAAGAUUUAUUCAUGAGUUGCACUGUCUUCCAAUAUGAAUUGCCUCAUGAUUUCUAAUUGGUUCCCAAUGUAAAAUCCUUAUAGUAAGGAUGUAUUUAAGUUACGCUGUUAUGAUAAUAUAUAUUUUUCUAAUUCUACUGCAAGUGUUUUGAUUGAUCAAGUUCUAACUAAUUUACGUAGGGCAGGUUAUGUGGACAUUUACCCCUGGAUAUGGUUUCACUUUCUGUACAUUUUCAUUUUCAUCUACAGAAAAACCCAAAAAACCCCUUUGAAAAACCAUUUCAUUUUCAUCUACAGAAAAACCCAAAAAUCCCUUUCAUUUUCAUUCCUAUUUACUAGAUUGAUAACGAAACUAUUUUCUCAAGGAUUUUAUAAAAAUCCUAUUGGUUUCCGGGUAUUGAAACGAAACCAUUUCUACCCUAUCAAUGUCAAUACCUAACUUUUCGACUUCACUGCGAAUAUAGCGAGUGAUGAUAUCAUAGAAAUCUUCCUUAUUAGCAAGAAUCUGAGAUAAGGUGAAUUUUCUCCCCGAACGAUGCCCCUACUUACCGCUGUCAAUAAUCCGACUCUAUCUAUCUGUUCAUGUAAGUUGAUUAGGGUUUUCAGUGGUGGUCGAGCGAGAGGGCGUACUUCAAAUUCUAGCGUAUAAAAGCUGCUGAAGGUAGUUGCUAACAACCCACCUAGUUUUAUGGCUGAAGAAAUUUUAGCAAAAGUUGGAAUUUUUGACCGAAGUAAUCGAAACCAAGACAUGACAAUGAAGAAAGUAACUAUGUUGAGAAGGAGAAGGAGAAUUUUGUUAGAACUGCCUUUUUUUUUCCUUAAUUUCUCAUGGAAAACAUUUAUUUGCAAACCUAACUGCAUCCUAGUAGGCCAAAUAGAGGUUUUUGUUUCAAGUCAACCAAAUCCAAUUUGGAAAACCUAACAAAACUUAAUGAAUGGUCUAGUUGUUGGUGCAUCCCAAAUGUUAAGUGGAAGGUUUAUAUAUAUGAUUCAAAUAAUGUUCAUACAGAAACAUGUUUCUAUAUUCAAUGAAAGGUUUCCUAAUAGGAAAUGCAUUUCGUUUUAAAUUUGUUUCACAAAGUAAUAAAUGUGUACAGAGAGUCCUCAAAAACAAUGAAAGAGUACAGAUGCCGUAGGUGCUAUCACCUAAUGUUUUUAUUUUACUUCAACAUACUUGAGGAGUUGCCUUGGUUUUUAUUUCAUUGUAUUGAUGCUUAAAUGAAGCAAUGAUGUGUUAUGCUCUGUCAUUCCUAAUUGCACUUUUUGUGUUUCAUGUCAUUUUUUGUUAAUUGCUGUAUUUUACUUUAUCAUAACUUCAAUUCUGGUGUUAUUUAGUGCACUUAAACAGACAUCAUUCAUGUCUUUUUUAAGUGUUUUCUUCUGAAUUUGCUAAAUCGAAAUUUAUUGAUAAAAAAGCUAUCCACGGUGGAAUUGGUUUUUACGACUUAAGUCUCUUUUGUGAUACAGUGACAGUAAAUCUUUCUAUUCUAUGCUUUAUUUCAAAAUGCUUUUGUGCUUAGAAAUCCAGAAACCUGUUAACUUUUUCCAUUGAAUCUGGCGUUUCAAUGUAUGUUGGAUACUUCAUCUUUCUAGUCCUCACAAAUGCCUUGCAGCUUGAAUCAUGUUUGAUGCCCUUUCCAACUCAGAAAUAAAGCUGCAGAUAUUCAUUUUGGGCUUUGGGAACAUUGGAAUGGAUUUAGCAAAUCGUUUGCAGCCAUUUGGUGUACAAGUUAUGGCUACAAAGCGUAGCUGGGCUUCAUACGCACAAGACGCUAUCAAAUUAAGCAGAAAUGAUGAACGUGAUCUUGUUGAUGUGAAGGGUAGUCAUGAAGAUAUAUAUGACUUUGCUAGGAAGGCUGACAUUGUUGUUUGCUGCCUAAGAUUAAACAAUGAAAUGGGUGCGCUUCUUGUAAAUAUUGCUAGAGGUGGUAUUGUGGACUAUGAGGCUGUGAUGAACAACCUUGAAUCAGGUCACUUAGGAGGGUUAGGCACUGAUGUUGCUUGGACUGAGCCCUUUAACCCUGAUGACCAGAUAUUUAAAUUUAAGAAUGUUAUCAUCACUCCUCAUUUUCCAGGAGUCACAGAACAUUUUUAUAGAUCUAUGGCUAAGGUGUGUGGGGCCACAAGUCUCUAGGACAUUCAAGUUUUAUACUGUGAAUCUUGUUAGUUAAGGAUUAGAUAUCCCGUCCUAAAAAAUUUGAAACACGAUUGAACUUUUUUUUCUA
Messenger RNA from Vigna angularis (adzuki bean), 2934 nucleotides. RefSeq lists its product as uncharacterized. The coding region runs from base 2331 to 2843 and encodes 170 amino acids. The transcript is spliced from 4 exons. Lineage: Eukaryota; Viridiplantae; Streptophyta; Magnoliopsida; Fabales; Fabaceae. The record is from RefSeq and is a predicted model, not a curated record. Gene Ontology annotation, molecular function: phosphoglycerate dehydrogenase activity; NAD binding.